AUGACACUGGUCGCUUGUUUUCUGCUUGGUAGCGUACUGACCUACUGCCUGGUUACCCUCAUCUAUCGUCUUCAUAUUCAUCCAUUGAGCAGAUUCCCGGGGCCCCGCCUCGCUUCUGUGACGGGUCUCUAUGAGGUAUAUUUCUCCGCCGGGGGUGCCAGCUCCUUCAAUGACGAGAUUGCAAAAAUGCACCUGAAUUAUGGUAACUCUCCACAUACUCCACCACAUCGGAAAGACUCGUCACUGACUACGGCAGGUCCUGUCGUUCGCAUUACUCCAGACGAGAUCCACGUCCAGGAGCAGCCUUACAACACUAGCUACGCAGAUUGCUGGAUCAAAGGUACCAAAGUCUUGGGCCCCGGAUCUCGCCAAUUGGGUGUAGGCUCUGGGAGCUUCCAAUUUGGGAAGCGAUCGGUUUCUAGACUUCGAUCGAUCCCCGAUGUGGAGGUCAGUCAGAUCAUCCGGGGCCUGUUACAAAAGCAUUGGACCCACCAGGUGUUCAACUCAUGGAUGCGACCGUUCUUCCCAGCUUUCAGCCUCCCUGUGAUCCAUAUGAAUCACUCGAAUCAGAGCGACCUGGAAGAGGGACAUCAGAGUGCUUUGUUCUCCCCCGAACCCUCGGUCUGA
Penicillium maclennaniae is the source of this 627-nucleotide messenger RNA. RefSeq lists its product as uncharacterized. The transcript has a single exon. Bases 1 to 627 code for a protein of 208 amino acids. The record is from RefSeq and is a predicted model, not a curated record. NCBI's taxonomy places the organism in Eukaryota, Fungi, Ascomycota, Eurotiomycetes, Eurotiales, Aspergillaceae.